Trichogramma pretiosum is the source of this 8448-nucleotide messenger RNA. RefSeq lists its product as uncharacterized. Lineage: Eukaryota; Metazoa; Arthropoda; Insecta; Hymenoptera; Trichogrammatidae. The transcript is spliced from 19 exons. The record is from RefSeq and is a predicted model, not a curated record. Bases 1 to 5331 code for a protein of 1776 amino acids. Gene Ontology annotation, molecular function: guanyl-nucleotide exchange factor activity. Gene Ontology annotation, biological process: positive regulation of GTPase activity; Ras protein signal transduction. Gene Ontology annotation, cellular component: plasma membrane.
AUGUCGCAGCCCGGCACCGCGUCUUCCAGCUUCGGCUUCGAGGACUCCAAUGGCCAUCAAGACGAUGAUUCAUGCGGAACUCAGCAGAAUCAUCAUCAGAACGGCCGAGCCUCGUCGGCUGACAUACUCGGUGAAAAGAAUAACGCGAAGUCCGCAGAUAUGUCGAACGGCUUUGAGAUACGCAAUCGACCACCCCAGCCGAAACCCGGCGGGAAAGGGGAUGGCAGCAAGAAUAAUCACGUCCAGAACCACUUGGAGGACAGGCCGGCCUCGGUACCGGUCGUGCUCACUCAUCAGCAGUAUCACCACGACGGUGGCAUGAUGCUUGACAGGAUGCAGCUGACACAGCCCAUCGCCAUACAUCCCACGGCUACGGGUUUUCCCCAGGAUUACGCGUCGGGGCCGUCGUCGGGUCAAUAUCCCAUGUACGUCUCUCGCGAUGGUACAGGGAGCUACAGGGAUCCUCUUUAUGGUGGGCCACAGAGCGUGUCGUUGGUAGCGCCACAGGCGACUUACGUCACUCAACCACCGCAGACGUUGCCCCCGCAACCGGCUGGACCGGCGCCCUACUUCUCCGCGAAUAAGAACGCGGGGGGAUUACCGCUGCUAAAUUCGGGCUACGUGCGUUUUGCCCCGCCUCAGAUGCACUACAAUCAGUAUACCCAGGCACUGCAGCAGCAACAAUCUCAACAAGCACAGCCGUCGAGCAAUCAACACUCGCCGAAUCCACAGAGGUUGUCGCAAGAGUAUUCGGGUCAGCCGAUCUGCCAGCCCCUAGCGCAAAACGUGGCGCAGAAUUCCGCUGUUGGACCCCAGGUGGACAGGUCCGACAAGCCUCCUCGCGGUCCCAAGCCCAUGGUUCCUCCUCGUAUCAAUUCUAAAAUAACUCACGACACCGGUGGUGGCCAUCGCAAGUGCUCCAGUAUCGAUGUCACGGCUAAUCAGAAGCCGAAAGGUGCUGCCGAUGAUGGCACGAACGAUUGUAGCGUAAGUUCGGUAACGCAAGAAUCCAGCGGUGUUGGUGGUAAUCCAGCGCCGGUGCGAACGCGACAGGACGGACUAUACGUGGAAAAGAAGGAUAUUUCCUCGCAGGAUGCAGGUAGCAAUGAUACCACCACUGCUGCCAACGUGGAGCAGCAGCGCACCGUGUACGUGUCCAAACCGGAGCACCGAAAGUCAAUCGGUGACAUCAGCAGUCACUUCCAGAAGCGCAACGACACGAUAACCUUCACGUUUCCUGGCGACGGUUCCGGCCAGCAGCAGGAGCCCUCCCCUGCUGCCCUGUUGAACCAUCGCAAAUCUCUAGCCAAUAUUACCACGACCGAGCCGCUGCUUCCCGCUGAGCAGAGAAAGCAGCUGCAGGACGUGCGCAAGUCUCCAAUGCCGAAUCUGCCCACGGGUAUGCCCAAGAGCAUACUGGUCUCGGGCGAGAGAAAAUCGGUGGAGUGGAGCAGUCUGAGCCAGAAUCAGAGAAUGUCGAUACCGCAGGAGAAUCGAAGAUCGGAGUACUACGACGACCAUCGCAGAUCGCCCAUGACGGUGAUGGCCGCCGACGACGUUCGCCGAUCGCCCAAAGUUUUUACGGUGCCUCACGACGAGCGCAACAAUCAAAAGAGUCCGAACAACAUGCCACAGGCCGCCCAGUCGUUCGAGAAGACUCGAGCCGAGCUGGCGCUGUGGGCCGAGCAACGACAGCGACAGGAGAUAGAGAGCCGAGUGGUAGCGGGUUCGAACCGGGCCAUGUACACGACGAGUCCUCGCACUCGUUGUCAGUCCGAGGAGAGGCGGCCCGAAGGUAGUGGUAGAAACUACGCUCGGGGCGACAAAGGAGACAUCAUGUCGCAGUCGGCUUUUCAGCCGAUACCCAGCAUAAAUCAAAACUCGCUGAUGGAGCAGCGCAGGCAUCUGCGCCACGUCAGCGCCGAUCUGACCAAGCGCAUGGAAUUGAAUCAUCGCAAGGAAUUGGAGGAUCAGCAGCAGCCUCUCACGGGCUCAGUCAUGAAUUUGGGUACCACGGGCUCUUUGACGUGUACCUCGAACGUCACCACUCAGCAGCAUCACUCGAAUUCGUGCUGUCAACACAACGAGCAAAAGAUACCGAUGACCAUCGUGACGGAUUACAACGACGGCCCAGCCACGAAACACUCGCAGGAGCCGAGCGAUCACAUCAUUCACAGUCAUCACAAGAAGAAGCACCACCACAAGAGCCAGGAGAACUCACUGAAUCACAUCGAGCACCUGCAGGAGCGCCCGGACUCGCAGAUGUCGCAGAAGUCCGCCAGUUCCAGCCAGUACUACAAUCAUCAGCAGCACAACAUCAACUUCAUCGCGGAAAAACUGAAUCAGUGCGAGCGCCAGCAGAACGACCUGCAGGCCAAGCUGCAGAGCAUACAGAAUCACAACGAGAUCAUGGAAAAGGUGGCCCAGAUGCAGGCCCAUGCGGGCGACUACGCGGGCCGACUGCACAAUCUCCAUCUCGCGGAGAAGUUCGCCCAGAAGCAGAGCUCGGAGUUCUCUUGCGUCGAGCGCAUGAGCGAGCAGGAGCAGACGAAUCAGAUCAUACUGAAUCAGUGCAUCAACGCCUCGCGACAGCUGCACAAUCAGGCCCUGAUACCGACUGUGCCUGCAUCCGCGGUAGGGGCCACGCCCCAGCUCCACCCGUCGGGCUACUACAUCACGAGCGAGCGUCUGUCCCCGGGUAGAUCGCUGCAAUUCCAGCAGCAGGACGACGACUCGGAUCUCAGCGAUUCCAUACACAUACCGAGCAUCUCGCAGAUGCCGCUGCCCAGCCUGUCGCAAUUCGAUCGGGCUGACGUGUGGGCGCGGGCGCCUUACUCGCAGCGCAUGCAGGCCAACUGCGUCGACAAUUUGGACAGUGUGGCGAUGCAGCAGCAGAUGAACUUUACGGGGACGAUGAAAAAAGUGCCACCCGAGAAGCCACCGAGGACGUCGCUGGUCGUGCAGUCGCCCGAUAACGAGAGUAAUCGAAGUCAACCAGCUAUCGGGUUGAAGCACACGUCGAAGGCGAGGAGAAAGAGCCGAAGCUCUCCGAUUUGUAACGACAUGGACGAUCACGAAAUUCAAUCGACGGUCGAGGCGAUGCUCGGGCCCGACGUCAAGAUCAUCGACUGCGAGAAGCAGUCUUGCGUCAAGGAGGAAGAGGUGCUGCUGAUCAACGGCGUGCCGAUAACCCUCGACGAGCCCGACGGCAUGGCGAUACGCGAGGCCAUGAUCACGGGCCAGGUGCCACCCUGCGACCUCCUCAAUCGCAUACUCAUUCGCGCCGGCAUACAAAGGGUACCGGUGCGUUUGGAGACGUCGCUCAACGUGAAGUCAUCGAUCGUCACCAAGGAAGAGGUCACAGUAGCCAGAGAUGGCAAAAUCGUCGACGAGCGCAGUCGCGAGACCAAGGAGAACAACAGCUACUCCUCCACGACGAGCGAGAUCUGGGAGCCGAUCGGCGUCGUGCAGCGCCCGAAGAAUCCCAACAAGCCCUUCGACAGCUCGGACGAGUCGCGGCCCAACUCCAACGCGAGCUCCGAUCAGGGAUACACGACCAACACGAGCACCAAUAACGUUCUUCACGACGACAUCGCUGCUGGUGCUGGCGGUGGUGGUGGUGGUGGUGGUUUAAGCGGCCGCCUGACGAGCUGCCCGUUCUGCGGCGACGGCGUGGUGGCGGAUUGUCCGCAGAAUUGCUGCUUGACGACUAGCCUGUCGGGUCUGGGAUUGAGCGACGUCGUCGUUGGCGGUGGCGGCGUUGGUGACUCGGUGCUCAAGGGAGUACAAACGACUGCAUCCGCGCCUACAAUUUUCGGAACUGUUGCAUCAGACUUAAAUCCCAAAGACGGAAAUAGCCGAAGGGUAAGUUUUUAUGUUAUCAAAUAUCCCCCGCGCGCGCGAAAAUCUCAAUCAAAUCUGCCGCAAACCCCGGCCGGAAGUUUAGCCGGGAAAUCAUUGGCCGCUGGCGCUGCCGCCUCCAGCAUGGUCAAUGGCGGCACUCAUCAUCUGCACAAUGACUCUGCUGAUUCACACGAGCUGGUUUAUCGGGACGGAAAUUUGGUGUCGGGCUCGCUGGAGGCUCUCGUGCAGCACAUGGUGCCCACCGAGGACUACUAUCCCGAUCGAGCUUACCUGUUCGCCUUUCUGCUGAGCGCUCGGCUCUUCAUCAAGCCGCACGAGCUUCUCGGCGAGGUCUGCGCGUUAUGCGAGCAUCAGCAAAAUCUCAACGGCGAGGGCGGCAAGGAGCGUCUGCAUCGCUUCGUGCCGCGCUUGGUGCAACUGCUCACCGAGUGGACCGAGACCUUUCCCUACGACUUCCGAGACGAGCGCGUCAUGGGUCACGUGCGAAACAUAACUCAGAAGGUGGCCAACGUCGACGCGGCGGCCCGGCAAGAGGUCUCGGUGCUGCUGCAAAAUCUGCUCGUGAAGUUCACCGCGCUGGAGCGAUACGAGGAGGCACUCAGCCGACUGGCCAACGAAGCCACGACAGAGCCACUCGCACAGGUCGACGUGACGGAGCUGUGCCCGUCGGCCACGGUGCUCGCCCAGCAGCUGACUCACAUCGAGCUCGAGCGGCUCUCCUACAUCGGCCCCGAGGAGUUCGUCCAGGCGUUCGCCAAGGAAUCGGCGCACUUGGAAACUUCCUUCAAAGACAUGAAGAAGACGCGCAAUCUCGAGUCCUACGUGCAGUGGUUCAAUCGGCUUAGCUACUUCGUCGCCACGGAAGUUUGCAAGCACGCGAAGAAAAAGCAACGGGUGCGCGUCGUGGAGUACUGGAUCGAGGCCGCCCGCGAGUGCUUCAACAUCGGAAACUUCAACUCGCUCAUGGCCAUCAUCGCGGGCUUGAACAUGUCGCCGAUAUCGCGAUUGAAGAAGACCUGGUCCAAAGUUCAAUCGGCCAAAUUUUCCAUCUUGGAGACUCAGAUGGAUCCCACGGGCAACUUCAGCAGCUAUCGCAGCACCCUCAAGGCGGCGAUGUGGCGUAGCGCUGGCGCUACGGACGAGAGGCAGCGCAUCGUCGUGCCCUUCUUCAGUCUGCUCGUCAAGGAUCUCUACUUCCUUAACGAGGGCUGCAGUAACAAACUGCCCAACGGCCACAUCAACUUUGAGAAGUUCUGGCAGCUGGCCAAACAAGUGACGGAGUUCAUCGCCUGGAAACAAGUGGCCUGUCCCUUCGAAAAGAACACGAGGGUCAUUGCGUUUCUCCAAGCCAGUCCUGUGCUAUCCGAGAACGCUUUGGCACUGGCGUCGUUCGAGUGCGAGCCACCGGAUAACAAUCACGAAAAGGAUCGAUACAAAGCACUAAAAGCCGAGCUCAGCAGUCAGUGAAAAUGGGUCUCUUCAGAAUGCUACAAUUCCUCGAGAGCGAGAUAUUGAAGACACGGCGCGCAAGCACAUCGCUACAACACUAAUUCAACCGAGAGAAGCAGGCGCGCGCCUGCCUACCUGCCUGCAAAUACAAGAGAAUAACAAGAAACUUCUGUUCUCUGCCUAUAACGUACUACAACGACACAAGCUGCUUACAUGUUUCGCGGGAGAUAUGCUUGUUGUGCGCGCGGCGCUCGAUGUAAGAGAGGGCGGCGGCGUCAGCCCUCAGCGCUGUAUACGCGAAUUACAAUUUCUCGAAUAGAGAGCAAAUACGAUGUGAACUUUGCGCGAAAAAGUGUAAGAAAUCGAAUUUCUAAAAUGUAUUUGUCUUCGUAUUAUGAUAGAUCCGUAGGAUUUCGGUAAUAACAGUAUUUUUUUUUGUUUUUUUGAAUUUUGUUUAGGUUGAUUUUGUUAUUGUUUUCAAAUUUUCGAGAGUAUUUCGAUAAGAGAACAAGUAAGCUUUGCGUUUGCCAAGUAAUAACAAUGCAAGCAUUUGUUUGAACUCAUUUGAAUUUGGAUUUUUGCCAGUAUUCGUAAGACUGUGGUAAUUACAAUUUCAGUGUAGUGCGUUCGAAAAAUUUUCAAAGCUUUUUACGCAACAGCGUCUUAAAAAGCGGUAAGUUUUUAAAGUUUUCGUAUAGAUAGAUAGAUUUACGACACAAUGAAAAAGAAAACGCCUAUAUCUUCGGAAAAGUUUGAUGUGAAGUAAAAGGAGGCCAAAAAAAGAGAAGAAAAAAAACGAAUACACAGAAGUACUCUUAGUCGAACAAAAAAAAAUGUAACACAUUUACUCUCGUUAACCCGUCGAGACACUCGGGAGUGUGAGACUCUUGAAAAAUUGCUCGCUACACACUUACAAUGCUAGAAAUCCGUUCGAGUACUCGUACUCGAGACUUCAUUGAAUAAUUUAUUCGCGCGAGAAAUAUACUUUACGAUAUAUUUCUUCAUCCAUUGUAAUGCCACAUGUCAAUGCCAAGUAUUGUUACACCAGUAAUACAUAAGAUACUAUCGAUGAGAAUUCAGGAUAAGAUUUGUAACCCGAGCGCGUGUAAGGAUACGAACGAAAAAAAUUCCUUUUUUUAUAAUGAAUUUUGAUAUAAUCAAUUAGAAUUAAUCAAACGAAACGUUUGAUGUACAAGUUAACUAGAUCGUCGCGUCGAGAUACGACGCUCUAGUUCGAUAAGCACAAGCCAAAUUAAUUACUAUGCAAAAGGCCUAACUCGAGAAACUAGUAAAUAAUAUCCAUACGAAAGCUCUGGUUCGUCUGAAGCAAGCAUUUGAAUCGAUAUAGCAACGACAUUAUCAGUCAUAUUAUGAAUACAAGCGUCAAUUCUUCACUUCAUUUCACUUACAAAGAGCUUAAAUAUUUCAUAAACAGGGGAGGACACCUACAAGGAAUCUUAUUACAACUCUCUUGCGUCUUUGCUCGUACGUGUGCUGCAGCUGGGAUUAAAGUCAAUAAAUUCCAGUCGUGCCAGAGAAAGAUUUAAAAACUAUAUAUUGCCCCCGGGGGAAAACUCAUUCUCUGCGCAGAGAGACAGACGAAUAACGCUAAAACGAUGCAUAAUAUUACGUUAUCGCUACUACGAGAGAUGUUUCGCGAUUGAAUUUACGCAUGGUGCAUGAAUUUCCUAGCGUACUCGGCUUUAAAUUCCGUUAAUUAGCUGUAAGAGAGGGAGGAAAUUCAAAGAUCGAAAUAAUGCAAACGUUACAACGAUAUUUCCAUAGAUAACGCGAUGUUCAAGUGUUUCAUUGCCGACGAGUGGCUCAGCGCUAUACAUUAUAUACUCUGCGCGCAAACAAAAGAUAAAUGACGAGCCAAGAGCUCGAACUUACAAGCACACUUUAAGUAAAACAUAAGCGAUGUAUGAAUUAUUUUCCGUAAACUUCGAGUUUAAUCAUUUCGUAGUACUUUUUAUUUCGUAUUGCAUAUAGUUAUUAAGAAGUCUAUAUCGAUAUUAUUAUGUUUUUUUUUUGUACCUGCUCGAGAAAAUUAAGCAAGGUCGCUUGUGUGAAUUUUAACUCGUUGUACGACAAAUUUUGUUUUCGUAUUCACGGUAGCGUGUAAGUACAAUAUUAUAUACGUAUGAAACACGUCUAUGCACCUAAGUGUAAUGUAACGUAUGGCAUGUAAAACUAACGUGUCACAUUGUAAAUAAUACAUGUGUAUAUAAAGAAAAUAAGUAGAUAUUAUCGUAUUAUCGAAACCUUUAUAUUAUUAUUACUAAACCUCGAGCGAGCAAAGAAGUGUGAAAACCCUAAAACACGGAAAAUCGUAUUCUUAAAGUCAAGCGUAAUACUAAAAAGUAUAUUUAUAAUUAACUACACGAACAAAAAACAAGAAGAGUGCACAAUGUGUGAUUAUAGAAUUUUUUUGUUGUUUUUCUUUAUCUUGGGAGCGAAGGAAAGUAUUAAAUUGAACGUGGUUUGGAAAAUCAACAAAUGACUAUUGUGAUUGCGUUAAAAAUAUCUUGCAAAUACUUGCUUUAUAACAUCUAGUCACUAGUUAUUAGAUCUAGUCUAGCUCUCUCUAUCUUUCUCAUUUUUUGUGUAUAUGUUUAUGUGAUUAAGCGUACGGUUAGUUUAUUUUCAUAAAGCACGAUGUAUUUGUCAAGUAUGAGUAUUUAUAGUGCACGAAUUUUCUUGAGAUAAAAGCGACAUUCCAUUGUGUAAAUGUUCAUGUGUGAAUGGACGAGCGAGAGAAUAAGCGUUUAGUAUGAAAUUUUCCAUGUUUAAAUUGUGCGAGAACAGGAUAAAUCUCACUUUAUUUUAAAAUUCAAAAAUCUCAUGUCACAUUCAUGUCUUCGCGUCACAUAAUCUUGAAUCACUGCACAGUUCGUGUGCGAUAAAAUAAAUCCUUUUCCCGUCCUUUCAUAAUUAUAUUAUAUCUCGUAAAAACUAAAGAUAUCUGCAGAAAAAAAUACAUUUGUACAAUUUUUCAACGUGGGAAAAGUUAAUGAUAUUCCAUUUACAGUGAUGUAAGACUAAAAACAAAUGUGAGAUUAUUAUGAAAUUGUACUGUGAGCAUGUAUUUAUUCAAAAGUUCACAAUGAUGAAUGAGAAUGAAAAAAAUUAAGA